AUGAAAAGAAAGUAAACCUAAAAGAUUGAAUUUGAUUAAUCGAUUGUUAAAAGUUAAAAUCUUGAAAUUCCAAUCAGACCAAACUCAGGCAAAUUAGCUCACAUAAUUAAAUCACCUUUACCUCCUAGAAAGGCUACUUUAUCUUAACAUUAAAAUUAUAGGAAAAAUCAAUAAGAACUUCUUUAAUCUCAAGACAUCAAAGUUAUUAAAAUUAGAAGCAUUACACCAAAUCAACAAAAAAUAUUUCAAUAUCAUGUAUAAUUCAUUAUUUUAUGAAAAAGAAUGCUAGUCCUGCUAAAUUGAUAUAAAAAUAACCAAUAACUUAAUCAGAAAAGAAAAUACUUAUAAUUCCAAAAAGACCAGAAAAAUAAUUAUUUAGAAUUACAAAAAAAUUAAAUUCAUCUGCUGAAAGAAAUAAUUCACCAUGCAAAGGAAGAAGCCCAAAUUAAGGUUAUGAUUUAUAUUGGGUAAAUACUGAAUAAACUUAAGAAAUAGAUUAAAAAAAAUAGAAAAAAAAUAAUAUCAGAGAAUAACAUUAUAAAUAGUAAAAGUAAGAAUUUAAAAAAAAUAUACCAAAAUGUGCUUAAGAUUUUUCAAUGACUUCUCAUAAAAAUGAUCUACCUUAAUUAUUAAAAAAUUAUUAAUAAGAAAUAAAAGAAGUCCGUUAAUAAUACAUGCAUGAUAACUCACCUCCAUUAAAUAUGAGUGGUAUCAUAUUAUAUAAAUAAUAGAAAUAAUGGAAAUCAAUGAAGAUGGUCUUUCUUCUUUAGCCCAAAGCACCUAUCAUCAUUAGAUGCAUUGA
Molecule: messenger RNA, 802 nt
Organism: Paramecium pentaurelia
Lineage: Eukaryota; Ciliophora; Oligohymenophorea; Peniculida; Parameciidae
Source: the annotation of a GenBank genome assembly